Molecule: messenger RNA, 1029 nt
Organism: Cricetulus griseus (Chinese hamster)
Lineage: Eukaryota; Metazoa; Chordata; Mammalia; Rodentia; Cricetidae
Source: RefSeq, a predicted model, not a curated record
AUGCGGCUCCUGUUCCUGGCGGUGCUACGGCCACACACUGGCAACGCGGUCACGGCCGAGCGCCUGCGAGACCACCUGGAAGCUGCCGGCCACAUGUGCGUUCUGAGAGAUGCCUUUGACUUUGAAAGCCCAUCUGACAUUGACAACCUCAUCACCACUGAGAACCUGGAAGCAGCCCUAGCCCUUCACCUUUACCGAGGAGGCAGACUUCUGCAAGGUCAUGGCAUUCCUUUUGGGGUCAUCUUUGGCGGAACUGAUUUAAAUGAAGAUGCCAAUCAUAAAGAAAAAAAUGAAGUCAUGGGGAGAGUCCUGGAGGAAGCCAGGUUUGCGGUGGCUUUCACAGAGGCGAUGAAGGACACAGCACAGGUGCAUUGGCCACAUGCUACUGGAAAGAUCUUUGUCCAGAGUCAAGGAAUUGCAACAAAACCAAAUGCCAACUUUAACUGGAACACCUUCCUCCAGCAAUCAGAGAUUGACCAAAAUGCAGACAACCUGUAUGUGUUCCUUAUAAUAUGUGGACUCAGGCCAGUGAAGGAUCCUCUGUACUUGGUAGAUGCAUUUUCAGAAUGGCAUCAAGAAGAGCCCAGUGUUUACAUGGUGAUUGUAGGUCCUGAGGUAGAUCCAGUGUUUACAAGGGAAGUGAAAGAUCGGGUGAGGAGGGCUGCAGGGGUGCGGCUGAUCCGGGAGAUGUGCCAGGAAGACCUGCAUGCAGUGGUGAAGAGCUGCUUCGCUCUGGUCAACAGCUCAGUCUCUGAGGGCAUGUCAGCCGCCAUCUUGGAGGCAAUGGAUUUGGAAGUUCCCGUGCUGGCUAGGAACAUCCCUGGGAACUCAGCUGUGGUGGAGCACGGAGUCACAGGACUGCUGUUUUCAAACCCUCAGGAGUUCAUUCAGUUGGCAAAGAGACUGCUUAGCGAUCCUGCGCUGGAGAAGGAAAUCGUGACCAAUGGAAGGGAGUACGUGAGGACACACCAUUCCUGGCAGGUGGAGAGAGACACCUACCAGCGCCUCGUCCGGAAGCUGGAGGAUUAA